This is a messenger RNA of Olea europaea var. sylvestris, 1209 nucleotides long. Its product is annotated as double-stranded RNA-binding protein 2. The record is from RefSeq and is a predicted model, not a curated record. Gene Ontology annotation, molecular function: double-stranded RNA binding. The transcript is spliced from 4 exons. NCBI's taxonomy places the organism in Eukaryota, Viridiplantae, Streptophyta, Magnoliopsida, Lamiales, Oleaceae. The coding region runs from base 274 to 1209 and encodes 311 amino acids.
UUGAAAAUGAAGGAGAAGAGAGAGAGUAUAGAUUACAGGAUACAAAGAAUCUCAUUCAUUUCCAUGCACAUUAACGUCCGGUAGAGUUGACUCCCCAUUUCAUAAUCAUUAUUAAAACCCACCAUAAAGAAAAAGUUCCCCCACUACCCACCUCCACCAUUGCCUCCGCAACAAAUCUCUUCUUUCUCCGUCUAGCAAUAUCACCAUUUCUUACUCCGACCCGGAUCCGCUCCAACUUCGCAGAAGGAAUCAUAUAAAGAAAAAGGGGGUGAGAUGUAUAAGAACCAGCUGCAGGAGCUGGCGCAGAGAAGCUGCUUCAACCUGCCAUCGUAUACGUGCAUAAGGGAGGGUCCGGACCACGCGCCGCGAUUCAAGGCCAUCGUUAACUUCAACGGAGAGGCCUUUGAGAGUCCCAACUACUGCUCCACCCUCCGCCAGGCCGAGCACUCCGCCGCCGAGGCAGCGCUAAACUCCCUCUCCUCCAGCGGUCCCUCCCACUCACUCGCCGCCCGCAUUCUCGAUGAAACGGGAGUUUAUAAAAACCUCUUACAGGAGAUUGCACAAAGAGUUGGAUCUCCUUUGCCUCAGUACACAACUUAUAAAUCCGGUUCAGGACACCUACCUGUCUUUACAGGAACAGUUCUACUGGCUGGAAUCACAUUUACAGGAGAACCUGCAAAGAACAAGAAGCAAGCUGAGAAGAACGCCGCACUCGCUGCUUGGUUAUCAUUGAAACAAUUGGCACAGCAAGAUGCUAAUUCUUCAGCAGAGCAAGAAAAUAACGAUGAGCAGGAGCAGAUAAGAAUAGCAAGGGCCUUACUGAACUAUCGUGCAAAGGAAAAAAUGGAAAUGGCUNAAACAGACAUUCCACCUUACCUCCCUGUUAGACAAUGUAGGGCACCUUAUCAAGGGAUUGCUCCAGCGGUUACUAUAAGAAAUUCGGUGCCAGUCUUCUCUGCACCACCACGUCCACCACCUUCACAUCCGAUUCAGCGCCAACCUAUUCGAGUAUCCCCACCCGUUUGUGUCAGGCAGGUAGUUCCUGUUUUUGCUGCUGCGUCUGUGCAUAAAGAAAUCCCACCACCACCUCCGACAACUUGUGCACCUCCAAAUAAAAGGCCACUUGAGGCUGAGGAAACUGUGAAGAAUUGCACGGAUGGUGUUGAUGAAUCUACUGCAGUGAAGUGCUUGGAACAACUCAAGAUAUGA